Molecule: messenger RNA, 2189 nt
Organism: Neodiprion fabricii
Lineage: Eukaryota; Metazoa; Arthropoda; Insecta; Hymenoptera; Diprionidae
Product: U2 small nuclear ribonucleoprotein auxiliary factor 35 kDa subunit-related protein 2
Exons: 2
Coding region: 329-1930 (533 amino acids)
Biological process (GO): mRNA splicing, via spliceosome
Cellular component (GO): spliceosomal complex; U2AF complex
Molecular function (GO): metal ion binding; pre-mRNA 3'-splice site binding
Source: RefSeq, a predicted model, not a curated record
UUGAUUGGUGAUUGAGUAUCUAGCGCUCGUUCAUGCUUGUUAGAAAUGAAAGCUUUUGAUAUCGCGGCCCAGGCGUUUCUGAUUUUUUAAAACUGUUACUAGUGAAUGAAUACGGUUGUAAAAAUCGUUCGAGUGAGACUGAUUGUGAGUGAAUUUAAUUUACCGCGCGGUAAUAUGGCCGCCGUUACAAAUCUAGCCCUCCAUGCCAGUUGUGUAGUCUGCUAGAUGAAACUGUCAAGCCGGAGAGAUGUCUCGCGAGAAUAAUUGAAUCAAUUUGUACCGCCAGCCCCGUGUUGAAAACGACACAAGUUACUCACGAUGCUGGAUAAUGGAACCAGCGAUCGUCGAAAGGCUCAGUCAUAAGACUUGGCGGCGCCAAGCGAAAAAGGAACGGCGCAGAAGAAUCCGGACUAGCCAAGCUCGCGCUCGCGACGCUGACGCCGAACGGCUUGACGCUAAACUAAAGGAGACCUCCGAGUAUUUAAACUGGCUAGAAUUCCAGCGCGCCGAGGAGGAACGCAGAGACAAGGAGGAAGCCAAGGAACACGAGAUUCGGGAACGAGAGUGGCUCGAGGAGGAGCUUCGAGCGCAAAAAGAGUGGAGAAUCCAGCAGGAGCGGAAGGCGAAAGCCCGUCAGGUGCAGCUGGACCAGGAGACGCGAAUCCGUAAAGAGUACGAGGCUAAGCAGGAGGUAUUGCGCUUGAAGAAGGAAGAAGCGCGUCGUAAAGAGGAAGAGGAAUCCAAGAGGUUGGAAGAAGUUCACCGCAAUAUCGAGGCAUACAUCGACGAAGGAAGAUCUACGCCGGAAGUCCUUCGAGAAGUGACGAAUUCGCAACCUGGAAAGGAACCCUGCCCGUUUUUCUCGAAGACUGGAGCCUGCCGGUACGGCGACACGUGUUCGCGGAACCACCAGCGACUCGCGCUGUCCAGGGUGCUCCUCAUUCCUGGAUUUUACUCGCAUUUUUCGCUGGAGAAAAACUCAGCCGAGUACGACACGGACAUCGCGCUCGAGUUCGGGGGCUCCGAAACGCGGCACCACUUCCGAGAAUUCUACAACGACGUGGUGCCGGAGCUGGAGACCUUCGGCAGGAUUAAGACCCUCAAGUGUUGUCGCAACACGGAGAUCCAUCUCCGAGGCAACAUGUACGUCGAGUACUAUGAAGAGCGGGACGCGGCCAGGGCGCUGCGCAGCCUAAAGGGCCGCUGGUACGCGGGCCGGCAGCUCAACUGCGAAUUCGCGAAUGUCCAGUCGUGGCGUAACGCGAUUUGCGGCAUGCCGAAGUGCCCCAAGGGUAGGUCCUGCAACUUUCUGCAUACCUUCCGCAACCCCCGUGACGAAUACGACGUCAAGAGCCCCCAGAGGUCCAGGACGAGGCGGGGAUCCAGUCACCAUGACCAGAGAACAGCCUCGGCCAGAUCUUCGAGGCCUGAUCAGGAAUCGGCCAGAGGCUCUAGCUGGAUGCGAGAAGAAAGCUCGCGGAACUGGCGGUGGUCCGAUUCCUCCGACUCAGGGGGAGAGACACCAACCAGAGCGUCGAGGGCGGAGGAGAAGCGAUUGAGAAGCCCACGGAAGAGACCGAGGGAUGAGAAGUCGCAGGUAAAGCAGAGUAAGAAGAAGAGGACGCGUGGAGACAGGACGGAAAAAAAAUGCGAGAGGAAUGGGAAGAGUCGCGAUACCACCGAGAAACGUAAAGACCGCUCGAAAGAAAAGGACUUCGCGAAGAGAACUGAGAGGACCAAAUGGGACGGUAAGAACUACGAAUCCAUGGACACUGAGAGCGAAUCGGGCUACUCCGAUUCUGGAAUUAGCAGACGAAGACGACGGAAAGUUUCCAGGCGUAGCCGAAGUCGGUCCUGGAGUCAGGAUCAGCCCACCGAAGUAUCGGCCUCGGAGGGCAACGAAAGGAGCAGCAAAACGCCGCACAGAUAGUCGUGCACCUUGAUCAAGGAAGAAAAAAAUACUGUUAGCUGUCCGCUAUACUCUACAAAUGAAAAGUUUGUAUAGUUUCGUGUUGGUUUUAUGUCGAUAUAAAACGUACAUACGAAUGGCUUCGUAUGCAAAUGGUGCUCGACCAAACUGUUAAAGGUGACGAAAGUGCCGCAGAAUCGGCUGCGAGGACACGGUGAAAUGCCAAUUUUUUGACACUGUAUCCUCAUGCAAACUUGGAAUAAAGAAUUUUUUGAUUACA